Molecule: messenger RNA, 711 nt
Organism: Phanerochaete carnosa HHB-10118-sp
Lineage: Eukaryota; Fungi; Basidiomycota; Agaricomycetes; Polyporales; Phanerochaetaceae
Exons: 7
Coding region: 1-711 (236 amino acids)
Biological process (GO): uridine catabolic process
Cellular component (GO): cytosol
Molecular function (GO): uridine phosphorylase activity
Source: RefSeq, a predicted model, not a curated record
AUGAAGGACCUCUUCGCGGACGCAAACUUUCCCCGCACGCUCGAUCAGCGCGUUUAUCACCUAGGCAUACGGGCUGGCGAAGUCGCGAACCGCAUCAUCACUGUGGGAUCGCCCUCCCGUGCAAAGCGCAUCGCUGGUCUCCUCGAUGCGUCGCCCUGGCACCUCACGACCGAACGUGGCUUUCUGAUCUUCACUGGCCGCUACCAGGGCAUUCCUCUCUCCAUCGUGAGCAUCGGAAUGGGAAACUCGAUGGCUGACUUCUUCAUGCGUGAGGUGAGAGAGUGCCUGAGCGGCGACAUGGUCGUGGUAAGACUGGGCUCUUGUGGCGGGCUGGGAGACGUCGAGGUCGGGAGUGUAGUCGUCCCAAGGGCCAGCAUCGCUGUCAAUCGGAAUUACGAUUACGAUUUCCAAACCGGUCAAUCAACGGAGCCUCCGUAUAGAUACAGCAAGCCGGUCCAAGCUGACGAAGAGCUCCGUGCCGCGGUUGCGAAGGCGUUGCGCGACACUCAUCCUCCAACCGUAACGGCCGGCGUUAUCACGGAUACAAUAAACGCCUCAACUGAUAGUUUCUAUUCAUCGCAAGGGCGGCAAACAUCCUUCCCGGACCACAAUUCUGAAGUAAUCAGAAACCUGCAAAGCCUGCAUAAGGAUCUCGCUACAUUCGAGGUAACACGUUCGCGCCUGUUUGCUCUCAGGAGCGUACGCCGCUGA